CGGGCGCUCCUCUGCCUCCUCCUCCUGGCCGGCCGCGGGCAGCUGCGUGACGGCGCCGCCGCCGCCACCGCCGCACACGGCUGCCUGUUUGACCGAAGGCUGUGCUCCCCGCAGGAGGUGUGUGUGCAGGAUGGGCUGUUUGGGCAGUGCCAGGUGGGCUCCGUGCAGGACAGACCCUACUUCCAGGUCACAUCUCCUGUGCUCCAGCGUCUGCAGGAUGUCUUGCGGCAUCUCAUGGCACAAGGGCUCUCGUGGCAGGAUGGCAUCACCCAGUAUGUGAUCUCUCAGGAGAUGGAGCGCAUCCCCCGCCUCCGCCUGCCACCCUCACUGGAGCCGGUCGCUAGGGACAGGUUCCUGCCUCUCCGCAGCGAGCCCCGGCGAGCCCCACUAGCCCCAGACCCUGGCCUUCCAGCAGCUCCGCAUUUGGAGCAGCCCACACCACUGCUGCUUUCCCCUCUGGUGCAGCGCUACCUGGAGCACGUCCUGCUGCCUUCCCCACCCCAGCUGGGCUAUGAAGAGGCUCUUCUCAAUCCCUACUCCUACCACAAGUUCGGCUAUCAGGAUGGUGCUCACCAGCAUCCCGGCACCUCAGCCAGGCAGAGCUCUGAGACCUCCUCACUGCUGGGCCGGGUCCCUGCCCAGACCCUUUUUGGGGCUGGCCCUGUGCCCUCCUAUGGUGGGCAGCCAGGAGUGGAUGGGGGGCAUCUUUUCCAGGACUUGGGCAUGCUUUCCCUGCCCAGAGAGAAGGCUGGCCGCCCGGACCCUGCCAGCACCAGGCUUCAGCACAGCUUGCGGCUCCCCAGUGACUACAGAAACAUGGAGGAGAGGGAGCAGCAAGCACCCCUGGCUGCCCAGCCACCCUCUGCACAGACGGAUGCUGCCUUGAAGAGACUGGCUUCUCUCCUGGCCAGCUAUGGCCUGGGGCUGCCAGAACUGAGUCCCCAGCAGAUAAGCAGCCUAUCCACCCUCCUCCAGCUGCUCCAGAGCUCUGGUGUUACUGGCCCUGAAGUGCCCACAGCAAAACAGGUGAUGGAGGGGAACAUGCAGCAUGGAGAGGAGCCAGUGCCCCCUUCCUCCACAGUGCCACCCCUCAAAAUCCCAGCCAGCAGCUCUCCAGGGGAUGGAACAAAGGGCAGGGCAGCAUCUUCACCGGCUCCCUGGGCUGAGCCACAGCAGGGACACAGUGGGGAUGCUCUCAGCCCUGGAAAGCACAUUGUGGUGGAGAAGAAGAGCUACACAGAGAUGAAGGACAGUGGGGCACAGCAGGGCAUGCGGCCACUAGAUGAAUAUGGCUACAUCAUCACAGACCAGAAGCCCCUGGGGCUGGCUGCUGGUGUGCAGCUGCUGGAGCUCCUAGCCAAGCACCUCCACCUCUCCACCACCAGCUUCAUCAACAUCAGCGUUGUGGGUCCUGCGCUUACCUUCCGCAUCCGACAGAACCCCCAGAACUUUUCACUGGCAGAUGUGGCCAGACAGACUGAGCAAGUGAAGGGAGAGCUGGAGCAUGAGCUGGGCCUGAAGAUUGUGCAAACCGGAGUGGGAGAGCGAAAUGAAGCUGCUGCCUACUCACGCCCAUCCCGCUUUGGGGAUGGCUUCCACUCGGUGCUGCUGACCUUCAUCGCGCUGGCCUGCCUGGCUGUGGUUGCCAUCGCAGUGUCUGCGGCCUUCUGCCUCCGGCGCCAUGCCAAGCAGCGGGAGAAGGAGCGCCUGGCUGCCCUGGGGCCGGAGGGUGCGGCCGACACCACCUUCGAGUACCAGGAGCUGUGCCGCCAGCACAUGGCUGCCAAGUCUCUCUUUGGCCGCACUGAGGCACCGGCGGCACCGGCAGAGACUUCGAGGGUCAGCAGUGUCUCGUCCCAGUUCAGCGAUGCUCCACAGCCCAGCCCCAGCUCCCACAGCAGCACACCCUCCUGGUGCGAGGAGCCUGUCCAGUCCAACAUGGACAUCUCCACCGGACACAUGAUCCUGGCCUAUAUGGAGGACCACCUCCGUAACAGGGACCGGCUGGCCAAGGAGUGGCAGGCGCUCUGUGCCUACCAAGCUGAGCCCAGCAUCUGCUCCAUUGCCCAGAGUGAAGCCAACCUGAAGAAGAACCGCAACCCCGACUAUGUGCCCUAUGAUCACGUACGAAUCAAGCUGAAAGCCGAGAGCAACCCAUCCCGCAGUGACUUCAUCAAUGCCAGUCCAAUCAUUGAACAUGACCCACGGAUGCCAGCGUACAUUGCCACACAGGGGCCGCUGUCCCACACCAUUGCUGACUUCUGGCAGAUGGUGUGGGAACAUGGCUGCACCGUCAUUGUCAUGCUGAGCCCCCUGGCCGAGGACAGUGUCAAGCAGUGUGACCGCUACUGGCCAGAUGAAGGCUCCUCUCUUUACCACAUUUAUGAGGUGAACCUGGUAUCAGAGCACAUCUGGUGCGAGGAUUUCCUGGUGCGUAGCUUCUACCUGAAAAACGUGCAGUCGCAGGAGACCCGCACCCUGACGCAGUUCCACUUCCUCAGCUGGCCGGCCGAGGGCAUCCCCACCACCACCCGGCCCCUCCUUGACUUCCGCAGGAAGGUGAACAAGUGCUACCGGGGUCGCUCCUGCCCCAUUAUCGUGCACUGCAGUGACGGUGCAGGCAGGACUGGGACAUACAUCCUUGUCGACAUGGUCCUGAACCGCAUGGCCAAAGGGGUGAAGGAGAUAGACAUAGCUGCUACGCUGGAGCACAUCCGAGAUCAGCGGCCUGGUAUGGUGCAGACCAAGGACCAGUUUGAGUUUGCACUGACGGCUGUGGCUGAGGAAGUGAAUGCCAUCCUGAAGGCACUGCCGCAGUGAUGGUGAGGAGCCCUCUCUCCCCCCUCUUGUCUGCCCCCUGCCCUGCGCUUCGCACUCUCCUCACCGGCCUCUGGGGCUGCUCUCCCUGUAAAAUGGUGUCUGUGCUUCUGGCUCUGUUCCCCCUGCCCCCAGGCGCCCCUUCCCAUCUCCCCAAGGACACUGCCCUCAGGCCCUCUGUGUGCAGGAACCCCAUCACACCCACUGUCACCUCAGAGGGGACAGGGCUUGUGGCCCCUAAGCCCUGUGGUGGGGGACACCAGGUGGUGCUGCUGGGAGCUGGCAGGGGGACUCCCCAACCUGUCAGCUCUUUUGUGUUAGCCCUUUUCCUGUACCCAUGUGGGGGGCAGAAGUGGAGGCAGGGGUCCCCUCCACAGUUGGGGGGAGUAUGGGGUGCAGGGGGGCCUGGCCCAGCCCCACUCCAGGUCCUAUUUGUGUGCUCCCUGCCUAGUCACUCAAGCAGAAGAAAAAUUUCUAGAGAACUAUAAUUUUGUAUCUUGAUGUGAAUAAAGUUCUUGUGUCA
This is a messenger RNA of Pseudopodoces humilis (Tibetan ground-tit), 3340 nucleotides long. It is a transcript of the gene PTPRN, whose product is annotated as protein tyrosine phosphatase receptor type N. Gene Ontology annotation, cellular component: secretory granule; synapse. Gene Ontology annotation, biological process: regulation of secretion; protein dephosphorylation; insulin secretion involved in cellular response to glucose stimulus. Lineage: Eukaryota; Metazoa; Chordata; Aves; Passeriformes; Paridae. The record is from RefSeq and is a predicted model, not a curated record. Gene Ontology annotation, molecular function: protein tyrosine phosphatase activity.